AUGGCUCCUGGAGUCCUAUCCCCCGAGAAAACACAUACGACAAAUGCUGUAUCAACUAGCCUAAAAGAAAAUUCUGGGUCUAAAUCUCAGGGAACCCAAGAGCAUGACUUGGUUCUCAAAACCUUUCGACUGCUCAUCAGCGAUCUCUGUCAGCAAUUCAAUGGCGGCCAUCCAGGCGGCGCCAUUGGUAUGGCUGCCAUCGGAAUUGCUCUGUGGAAAUAUGUGAUGAGAUACGCGCCCCUUCAACCAGAAUUCUUCAACCGAGACCGAUUCGUGCUCUCAAAUGGCCACACCUGCCUCUUUCAAUACACUUUUCUCCAUUUGGCGGGAUAUCGCGAUAUGACAAUGGAUCAACUCAAGUCAUAUCACUCAAAACGCUGGGACUCCAUCUGUCCCGGCCAUCCAGAAAUCGAGAUUGAAGGCAUUGAAGUGACAACAGGGCCUUUGGGGCAAGGAGUGGCCAAUGCCGUUGGCCUCGCGAUGGCGACAAAGAAUCUUGCGGCAACGUAUAAUCGACCCGGAUUUGAUGUUGUAUCGAACCACACAUGGUGCAUGAUUGGCGAUGCUUGCCUGCAAGAGGGCGUGGCACUGGAGGCCAUCUCUUUCGCAGGGCAUCUCAAGCUAAACAACUUGACAAUUAUAUAUGACAACAACCAAAUCACUUGUGAUGGUUCAGUCGAUCUGACCAAUACCGAAAAUGUCAACGCUAAGAUGAUGGCGUGCGGCUGGGAUGUGAUAGAUGUCGAAGAUGGAUGCUACGAUGUAGACGCCAUUGUGGCCGCAUUAGAAAAGGCACGAGCCUCGGCGGACAAGCCAACAUUUAUCAACGUCAGAACAAUCAUCGGAUUAGACAGCUCUGUUGCCGGACAAGCGGAAGCUCAUGGAGCUGCUUUCGGUGCUGACGACGUCAAGCGGAUGAAGCGAUCAUACGGCUUCAAUGAGGACGAGUACUUUGUCGUUAGGGACGAGGUCCGCCGAUUCUUCUCGGAUCUACCUAGCCGUGGAGAGCAGAUUGUAUCACAGUGGAAUGAUCUCGUGGGGAAAUAUUCGGAUGCUCAUCCUCUACUUGCCGAGGAGUUUCAACGACGUCGGAGUGGAAAGCUUCCAUCUGACUGGAAGAAUCUGGUACCCAGCCCUGACAACCUUUCCGACAAACCACUGGCGACAAGAGCGUCGUCUGGCCUGAUGAUCAAUCCUCUUGCCAAGGACAUCAAUUCUUUUAUGGUAGGCACGGCGGAUCUCUCCCCAUCUGUGCAUAUGGCGUGGGAUGGCAAACAAGAUUUUCAACACCCUGAUCUGCGGACGACUUGCGGUAUCAACGGUUCUUAUGCCGGUCGGUAUAUUCACUACGGCGUGCGAGAGCAUGCCAUGUGUGCCGUCUCGAACGGCAUGGCGGCUUUUGCUCCUGGUACUCUUAUCCCAAUUACCAGUUCGUUCUUCAUGUUCUAUCUAUAUGCAGCACCGGCUGUAAGAAUGGGUGCUUUACAACGACUCAAGGUAAUCCAUGCAGCGACUCACGAUACCAUCGGGAUGGGAGAAGACGGCCCAACUCACCAACCCAUCGAGUUGGCGGCACUCUUUCGAGCCAUGCCAAACUUGCUAUAUAUCCGCCCUGCAGAUAGUGAAGAAACGGCCGGCGCCUGGAUUGCCGCCAUCGAAGUCCAAGAUGCGUCUUCAAUCAUUUCUACUUCGCGGCACAAAGUGCCACAGCUCAAACAGACACGCCGAGAUGGCGUUGCAAAGGGCGCUUAUGUGAUUCAAGAAGAUGACGAUGCGCAACUCACGCUCAUUGGUGUCGGCGCAGAACUGUCGCACGUCUUAGAGGCCGCCGUCGUGCUGCGAGAGACAAAGGGCAUUCGAAGCAGAGUAGUCAGUUUCCCGUGUCAGAGGUUGUUUGAGGGCCAAUCUUUGGAUUACAAGAGGGACACUUUACGAAGACACCGCAACAUCCCAGCAGUUGUGGUAGAGCCAUAUGCACCUAACGGUUGGGAAAGUCUCCCAGGUCCUGAGGCGUACAAGUAUUUUGGCUUCGACGUGGAUAGUAUUGUGCUCAAGGUGUCGGAUUAUCUGAUGAGAAUCAGUUAUGAUGAAUUUCUGAAACGAGAAUUUCUCGACUUGUAG
Messenger RNA from Trichoderma aggressivum f. europaeum, 2121 nucleotides. RefSeq lists its product as uncharacterized. Gene Ontology annotation, biological process: pentose-phosphate shunt. Gene Ontology annotation, cellular component: cytosol; nucleus. Lineage: Eukaryota; Fungi; Ascomycota; Sordariomycetes; Hypocreales; Hypocreaceae. Gene Ontology annotation, molecular function: transketolase activity. The record is from RefSeq and is a predicted model, not a curated record. The transcript is spliced from 3 exons. The coding region runs from base 1 to 2121 and encodes 706 amino acids.